AAAAGACUGAAGACUACCAAAAAAGAGGAAAACAGUCCCCAAUGUUUCCACAAUUAUUCAUGAUUUCAAGUAUCAACUGGAAUCACUUUGCAUUCUGAAAGUACAUCACCACAAAGCCUUGAUACUGUGUCAAGAUGAGCAAACCGGCCAUGCCAUCUAAUGAUCAAAAAGGACUCUUGUCCUAUAAUGGGGAAAUUUUUGUAUUCCAGUUGGGUAAAGAAAAAGUGUCAACCAAGAAAGGGACUACAGAAAUAUCCAAAUUAGAUGUCCAAAGAAUGGAGCUUAGCAAAAAAAUAAGAGUGUUUUAUCCAGUAGCCACUGGAGUUUAUCUCCUGAAUGAAAAUGAAUCCAAUUUUAAAAUUAUUUGUUGCCACUCUGUGUUAGACACCCGGACUGGACUUUAUGUCCCUUGUGUUCUGAUUCAAAGCGAAAGCAAUAGCACUUACAACUAUAAUCUAUUGAUGCUUUUCCUUUCUAAGAGUGAAGUUAAGUUGAGAAGUCGGUUGAAAUUUACACGAGGCUAUGAGUUGAAGGAUAGCUUAAGGAUCCUUAAUGGCCCUCUAAUUUUAUGGAAAUACCACAACAUGAUAACCUAUAUCAGUCCCCAAACUGGCACCGUUACUAGUUUGCCAGUUUACUUCAUCUCUCUUGUAUGGGCAGGGACGGUUGAUGGUCUCGGUGUGGUUUUAUUGGGAUGCCUCCAGGAACUUGCUAAGUCAGGUUUGACUACAGAGAAAGCCCACUUAGGGGUCUAUUCUUUUGAGCGUCUAGAAAUGCUAGCUGAUACAUAUGUUAUCCCUCGUGCCUAUGGCAGGACGGUGACUGAAGUAUGUGUCUAUGCAGCUGAGUUUGUUAACAACCAGCUAAAAAUGUCCCUGGUAGCCCUUACUCGAAAGAAUCAGCUGAUUUCUUUCCAAAAUGGUGCAAUAAAUAAAGUGUGUCAGCUUCCAUUUGAAGGUUCUUGUACGGUUCAACUUUUGAAUAUCAAUAUUGAAGACUCCCUUUUCAUUGUAUCCUCUGAGUCCAAUGAUGUUUGCGCUGUUUGGAAAAAGAGCUUUGAGGUUGCCGCCAAAUGGAGCAAAAUUAUCUCAUUCUAUAUUGAUGACUAUUUUGGAGCUGGAACAGAACAAUUAUUGAUACUUUUGGAGACUCCUUUGAACACAAAUUCCCUGUCUUUGUUUCUAAUAACGGAUCUCAUCAAAAUAAACUUUUCAAGUGAUACGUUGGGAUUCGAUGAAGAUAUUUUACUUAGAGACAGCCAAGAUGAACCUUCUGAAUCGUGGGCAGUGCCAGGCCUGAAAAGAAGAUUGCAUAGUGGUUUGUCUAAUGCUAAGGAUUUAGAGAAGGAGCUCUCGAUUAAGAAAGAAGUUAUAUCCAGAUCUUCCAGCGCUUUCAUAAACCUGGUUGAAGGGAGCACUGGUUCGACAUCUAGUGCAAAUGAGGAAUCCUCUGUUCCUCCCUGCGGUGAAAAAGAAAAGUCAACAUCCAUCUCUGUUGAAAAGUUACCCCGAAAUUUUCAAGAUUCAGACUAUAGAGUAGAGAAGCUGUGGUACCGGGUCCUAGAUGCUAACUUGGUGGUUUCAGUGAAGAUCUCAUCUCCUCAACAACUGUCUCUGAAUAAUAUGACUUUAUCACUGUUACUGGAUCCAAGUCAUGAUUCCAAGUUCAUCCUGAAGUGUCAAAAUAGGGUGAUUAAGUUGAGAACAGAUCCUGCAAUAUCAGCAAUGUCUAUAUUCUCUGAAAUAAGUUCAAAGGAAAAGAGGUUCAAGUUGACCCAUAACAGUAAGGAAUACAAAAGCCAUGCUUUUCAGUACUCAUUCAAGAGAGAGUAUCUGCAGACAGUUACUGCCAUAACAUCUAUCCCACCUCUCUUAGCACUGAAAAAUUUCUAUUGCUUUUUGAUACUCCAAAUUCAGCAGAGGAAAAAUGAUCAUUCUUUUGUUGAUCAUUAUGUGCCUUGUGGCAGAUUUCACAUAAAUCUGGAAGAUACUUCCAGAAGGAAAAACCUAGACACAUUUCUAAAGACUUCACCAAAAGAAAACCAGGAAGAUAUUUUAGGACUUCUUGCAUCAUUAUACAGAUGCUGUUUUCAAGUCACAUCGUCUACCUGUACUUUGACUUCAGUAAAGACCUGGUUGGUAGAACACUUGAAGUGUGAACUGACCAAACAGUUUCCUGACAUUUGGUAUUGUAAGAGAUCAGAUUUUUAUGGGACACUCUUCCAAUGGAAAGACAGAACACCUACGAAAGGAAUUUUGAUAGUAUAUUGCAGGAAUCAAACUGUUUUGCUCCAGUGCCUUCAUUAUCUUAUGAAAGUUCUCCCUACAAACUUUUUUUUAAAAAACAUAAAAUCAGAAAAGGAGGAUAUCCUAACUAAACAUGUAGCAUUAGAUUUGGGGAAUGAAUUGUGUUGCCUUACUAGUUCCCUUUCCUCUGCCUUAAGUGAGGCUGAAAACAACUCCCCACCGGAUAGUUCAGGAAGUACAGAUAAGAGUGUUGACAAUAUGGCUUCUUUCUCAGAAAGAAAGGGAGCAGUACUUCAGUAUAGAAAAGAAGUUCAUAGAGAAAAGGUACAAAUGACAUCUAACCUAAAAGUGAGUGGUUCUGUUUAUAGAAAAAUUACUUUAAAAGUAGCCAGGGAACAACUGAAAUCAGAUAUAACUAUAAAGAAACUGGACAAGUCACAAUUAUAAUCUAAGUUUGAUUAUAGGUGUAAAAUGUAUUUUCACUGCUAGAAAAUUUGAGCCGCACUCGUUUUCAUGUUACA
Molecule: messenger RNA, 2767 nt
Organism: Echinops telfairi (small Madagascar hedgehog)
Lineage: Eukaryota; Metazoa; Chordata; Mammalia; Afrosoricida; Tenrecidae
Gene: FANCB
Product: FA complementation group B
Exons: 9
Coding region: 135-2693 (852 amino acids)
Biological process (GO): positive regulation of double-strand break repair via homologous recombination; negative regulation of double-strand break repair via homologous recombination; interstrand cross-link repair
Cellular component (GO): Fanconi anaemia nuclear complex
Source: RefSeq, a predicted model, not a curated record